GAAUAUAUAAUUAUUCAGAGAAACUGAAAGUCAUAGGAAAAUACAUUUCACUCUUUCUCCUCCACCAAGGAUUUUUCCGAUCUACUCUCCGGUUUCCGACCGAUUAGAUCCUGAGGUUUCCCUUCGCCUUCUGAGGAUUCCGAGAAUGAGAGAACGGCAACUCUUUUCCGGCCUUCUGCUUAUCUUAGCUUUCGUUUCGCUCCAGAAGCUUUGCUACUGUGACGACCAGACGGUAUUGUAUGAAUCGUUUGAUGAGCCGUUUGAUGGUCGCUGGAUCGUUUCGAAGAAUGGAGAUUACGAAGGUGUAUGGAAGCAUGCGAAGAGCGAGGGACAUGAUGAUUAUGGACUUCUCGUCAGCGAGAAGGCCCGUAAGUAUGGUAUAGUGAAAGAGCUCGACGAGCCUCUAAACCUCAAGGAAGGAACUGUUGUUCUUCAGUACGAGGUUCGUUUCCAAGAAGGGCUUGAGUGUGGUGGUGCUUACUUGAAAUACCUCCGUCCUCAGGAAGCUGGAUGGACCCCUCAGGGGUUCGAUAGUGAAUCCCCUUACUCUAUCAUGUUUGGUCCCGACAAGUGUGGAGGCACAAACAAAGUGCAUUUCAUCUUGAAGCACAAGAAUCCCAAGAGUGGAGAGUACGUUGAGCACCACCUCAAGUUCCCUCCCUCUGUUCCGUAUGACAAGCUUUCCCAUGUCUACACCGCCAUCUUGAAACCCGACAACGAGGUUAGAAUUUUGGUUGACGGAGAGGAGAAGAAAAAGGCCAAUUUACUCUCUGGAGAAGACUUUGAGCCUGCAUUGAUCCCUGCCAAGACCAUCCCUGACCCUGAAGACAAGAAACCAGAAGACUGGGACGAGAGAGCCAAGAUUCCCGAUCCAAAUGCCGUGAAGCCUGAUGACUGGGACGAGGAAGCACCCAUGGAGAUCGAAGAUGAGGAAGCCGAGAAACCCGAAGGGUGGUUAGAUGAUGAGCCUGAGGAAGUCGACGACCCAGAGGCGACCAAGCCUGAAGAUUGGGAUGAUGAGGAAGAUGGUAUGUGGGAGGCUCCAAAGAUUGACAACCCCAAGUGUGAAACAGCACCAGGUUGUGGUGAAUGGAAGAGACCGAUGAAGAGGAAUCCUGCUUACAAGGGCAAAUGGAGUGCACCUCUCAUUGAUAACCCGGCUUACAAGGGAAUCUGGAAACCCAGAGAUAUCCCUAACCCUGCCUACUUUGAGCUAGACAGACCGGAUUACGAACCCAUUGCAGCCAUCGGUAUAGAGAUCUGGACGAUGCAGGACGGUAUCUUGUUUGACAACAUUUUGAUAGCCAAAGACGAGAAGGUCGCUGAGACUUACAGACAGACCACUUGGAAGCCGAAAUUCGAUGUUGAGAAAGAGAAGCAAAAGGCCGAAGAGGAAGCUGCUAGCUCUGCCGAUGGUCUCAAGAGCUACCAGAAGGUUGUAUUUGAUCUCUUGAACAAGGUCGCGGAUAUAUCUUUCCUAAGUGCCUACAAGUCUAAGAUCACAGAACUGAUUGAGAAAGCUGAGCAACAACCAAACUUGACCAUUGGUGUACUCGUCUCCAUCGUCGUAGUAUUCUUGUCGCUCUUCAUCAAGCUUAUCUUCGGUGGCAAAAAGGCGGCGGCAACUGUGGAAAAGAAGAAGCCAGAAGUAGGAGAGAGCUCAAAGAGUGAAGAUGAGAAGGAGAAGAAGGAAGAAACCGCGGCGCCGCGCAAAAGACAAGCGAGACGUGAGAAUUAGAAGAGUUUUUCUUAGUAGAGAGAAGAAGAAAGGGGCAAGUUUUCGAGAUGUGAAAGGAAGAUAAGAUUUUUUUGUGUUUUUGUUUUUCAUUUGUGUUUUGGGGUUGAAUGUUCUUUUCUGCUGUAGCCUAUAAAGGUGUAAAACCAUGUUGGGGUUUUUGUCUUUGGGCGUUACAAAAGAAAAGGGAAGGAGUAUGUAAGUGAGACGGUUCUUCAUUAGCCAAAUUGUAGUUUCUGUUUCUUCCUUUUUCCCCCUCAAGAAGAAACUGGUUGCUCCGAAAUGUUGAAACAUCAAAUAUCUUUUUCUUUUGAGUAUUGUUGUCUUUGAUGGUUUUCACAAAUUGCACCAACGGAAGGUACGGGGAAAUUGUAAAAUCUGACAUGUAUUAUCGUAGUGAUCUGACAUUAUAAGUCA
Molecule: messenger RNA, 2152 nt
Organism: Thlaspi arvense
Lineage: Eukaryota; Viridiplantae; Streptophyta; Magnoliopsida; Brassicales; Brassicaceae
Source: the annotation of a GenBank genome assembly